Molecule: messenger RNA, 514 nt
Organism: Prosopis cineraria
Lineage: Eukaryota; Viridiplantae; Streptophyta; Magnoliopsida; Fabales; Fabaceae
Exons: 3
Coding region: 1-360 (119 amino acids)
Source: RefSeq, a predicted model, not a curated record
AUGAACUUAUCCGUCAAUGCUAUUACUGCAAGAGAACGUUUACUGCCUGAGGGAGCCAAAAAUUUCGUUCCUGUGGCUUUGAACUUCAGACCCAAAAAUCCCAGUCCAUCGUCUUCCUCACCACCGUCCUAUCCUCAUCGCCGGCGAAAGUGGAGACUCGUCGCUGCUGUGCAAUGCCAGGCUCUCCUUCGUGCUUCCCAUCUUUGUUUGUCUUUCUUGUUUGCUGCUCUAUCCUCGGCGUUCACAUUCGCAUUGCUGAUGGGUGGAGGAAAUCAGGUUGCCGGAGCUAGUGGUAAUGGUCGCGAGCUUAAUCUGCGGCCUCUUGUUUUUUUUCCCUCCUCUGCUGUUAUUGGUGAUUAAGAUGAGAAUUUUUGAGCCUUCUUUGUUGAUGAACCUGUGCGAGCAGGGGUGGAGAGAGGGACCGGCAGACGGCUCCGUGACUUUUUAAAUUUUUAGUAGUAAAACGUAAAAGUUAUGUUUUUUUAACUCUCAUAGAUUGAUACAUUAGGUCAUG